UGUCCUAAGAAAUUCACUUUGUGUUGGGCAAAGCGGCACUUGCUUAGCUUGGCGUAGAAGCCAUGUCUGCGCAAGCGGUCAAGGACGUCGCGGAGGUGUCUGAGGUGUUCCUCAAGGGUACGACUAUAGACCAGGAUAUCGUCGAGGUAGAUGAGAACGUACUGCUCCAAGAUGUCCCUGAAGAUGUCGUUCAUCGCCCUCUGGAAGGUAGCAGCGACGCGGAUCUGAUGGUAACCGCUACGAAGAUCAAUCGUCGUAAAGAAGCGGUUGCCGGCAAGGCGGUCGAACAGCUCAUCGGAACGAGGCAUGGGGUAGUUGUUCUUAACCGUGUAGCGGUUGAGGCCGCGGUAGUCGAUGCAGAGACGAAGAGUUUCAUCCGCUUUGCGAGCAAAGAGGACGGGUGCACCCCACGGGGAGUUGCUGGGUUUAAUGAAACCCAGUCUCAGGAGCUCCUCAAGCUGACGCUUGAGUUCGGUGGCCUCGGGGAUCGAGAGUCUGUAGGGUGCCUGGUGGUGAACACGAUAKUCAGGCACGAGCUGAAUGGAGUGCUCGACGUCACGCAUCGGUGGGAUGCCGGCGUACGAGAACGACAAUGGGAAAACGUCGUGGUACUCUCGGAUGACGUCACGAACUGCGGGCUCCAAGUCAGUCGUAUAUCGUGCAAGUUCCUCAGCGUCAGCGUCAGCGCGCGACGGCGGGGUGGACUCGAUGAUGGCGGAGGGAUGGAAGUAGAGAUGGGAGCCAUGGAGAUAGAGGGAGGAUCUGGCUCCAGAGGGAUGAGCUCGGCGUCGGGACAGGGUGGAUCAUAGUGUAAGAGAYCCGUCACGUCCACCAUAAAGAAGGUGACGUCGUCCUGUCGAAUGAAGUGAGCGAACUGUC
Chara braunii is the source of this 879-nucleotide messenger RNA. The record is from the annotation of a GenBank genome assembly. NCBI's taxonomy places the organism in Eukaryota, Viridiplantae, Streptophyta, Charophyceae, Charales, Characeae.